GAUAUUUAGCCACACCUCGCGGGUCCAGCUCCCCCAAACAAGAAUGGAUAUAAGUUAACGAUGACUGGAGAGAAAAAGAAGAAAAAGCGGCUGAACCGCAGCAUUCUUCUAGCAAAGAAAAUCAUCAUUAAAGAUGGAGGCACUCCACAGGGCAUUGGAGAGCCUAGUGUCUACCAUGCGGUGGUGGUUAUUUUCCUGGAGUUCUUCGCCUGGGGACUUCUCACCACUCCCAUGCUUGCGGUCUUACGUCAGACAUUCCCCCAGCACACAUUCCUGAUGAACGGACUUAUUCAUGGAGUCAAGGGCUUGCUGUCUUUCUUGAGUGCUCCAUUAAUUGGUGCUUUGUCAGAUGUGUGGGGUCGGAAGUCCUUCCUGCUGCUCACGGUGUUCUUCACCUGCGCCCCCAUCCCGCUCAUGAAGAUCAGCCCAUGGUGGUAUUUUGCAGUUAUCUCCAUGUCUGGAGUGUUUGCGGUCACAUUCUCUGUGAUCUUCGCGUAUGUGGCUGAUAUCACGCAGGAGCAUGAGAGGAGCACAGCGUAUGGCCUGGUAUCAGCCACAUUCGCAGCCAGUCUGGUCACCAGUCCGGCGAUCGGGGCGUAUCUGUCUGAGGUGUACGGAGACACUCUAGUGGUGAUCCUCGCCACGGCUAUUGCUCUGCUGGACAUCUGCUUCAUCCUGGUGGCGGUUCCGGAGUCUCUGCCUGAGAAGAUGAGACCAGCCUCUUGGGGAGCUCCUAUUUCCUGGGAGCAGGCAGAUCCAUUCGCUUCUUUACGUAAGGUGGGCCAGGACUCCACAGUUCUCCUCAUCUGCAUCACAGUCUUCCUGUCCUACCUGCCUGAGGCGGGACAGUACUCUAGCUUCUUCCUCUAUCUCAGACAGGUCAUUGGAUUUACAUCAGAAACAGUUGCUGCGUUCAUUGCAGUUGUGGGAAUCCUGUCCAUCUUGGCUCAGACGGUUGUCCUGGGGAUCCUGAUGCGCUCCAUAGGGAAUAAGAACACUAUCCUGUUAGGCCUCGGCUUUCAGAUCCUACAGCUGGCCUGGUAUGGCUUUGGCUCUCAGCCCUGGAUGAUGUGGGCUGCUGGUGCCGUUGCUGCCAUGUCCAGCAUCACCUUCCCAGCAAUCAGUGCCAUUGUGUCCCGCAACGCAGACCCUGAUCAGCAAGGUGUGGUUCAGGGGAUGAUCACAGGAAUCAGAGGACUGUGCAAUGGUCUCGGUCCAGCGCUCUAUGGCUUCGUCUUCUACCUGUUUCACGUGGAGCUCAGUGAAAUGGACCCUGCAGAGAGUCCAGAAAAGGGUGUCAAACCCAACAUGGCCAAUCCCACAGAUGAGAGUGCCAUCAUCCCCGGCCCUCCAUUCCUGUUCGGGGCCUGUUCGGUGCUGCUGUCUCUGCUGGUGGCCCUUUUCAUCCCAGAGCACAACGGCCUCAACCUGCGGCCUGGCAGCUACAAGAAGCACAACAACGGCGCACAGAGCCACUCACACAGCUCUCAAGGCGGACAAUGCGAGGGCAAGGAGCCUCUACUGGAGGACAGCAGCGUAUAACCACACUGAUGAGGGGGGACGGGCACCCACCCCAAACCCCUCACACCUUCUUACACACCCUGUCCUGUUCCCCCCGCAGCUCAAUAACAUGAGCAGCAGGAGCCAAAGCACACUUUACAAGUGCGGAACUGGGCCAACCGGGAGCUGAACCUUGGCCCUGAGGAACAGGAAGAGGAGCGAAGGACAUCUUGUCUUGCACAAGUGAGGAGAAUUCAAGCAGACGCCCUUGUGAUGACGGACUUGGUGAAGGUUUUCCUCAUUUUUACUGUUACAUAGUUUUGUUUUUUCUCCCUUUCAGAUUUUCAACAAUGUAAAUGUUCCUUGUCCCAAAGACCUGGUAACUGUAAUAAUAGGGAACAUGUCUGUCGUGACGUCACAGGCUAACUUUUGAUGUGCUGCUUUCUUACUGGUUCCUCUUGGUUUUGUACUUAACUGAUCGAAAGGCACUUCUGGAGAAGAACGUGUCCCUUUUGUUUUGUUGUUUUGAGGAAAAGCAAUCAAGAAAAGACAAGAAAGAAGGUCAUCUGCAUCAAUUCACGCAGAUCUGUCAUGUUUUUGAUCAAAUCACUUGUACCUUCUCUACAUUUACAUUGUGUCAAAAUGCGUACAGGGGGAGAUAAAGUUGCCUUUAAGGGACUUUUUAUCGCAAUCACCAAACCCAGAUGACGACGUCGCUCUGAGAAGGGUCAAUCGUAUCGCUCUUUUUAAGAGCCUGCGCAUAUUUGGUUUGCUUUCAUCGCAGUCGGAGCUCCCUGUGAACGUCAAUACUGCCACCAUAUGACAGGCUUGCAGGAUUACGAGUUUACUGACGGUGCGCAUUAGUUGUCAUAUUUACCGCGAGCACUGACGUAGGCGGAACGGUGAUUGGAUGAGCUCCGCUAGAUCCAGUCGAUUAAUAUCACACAUGCUGCUAUAUUGUAGGAUGUACAAGGUUACAAAGUUCUGUGGUAUUAUGCUAGACUCUCAACGUGGUAUUUCUAUUAGAGCUGAGCUUUUUCCGGCACGUCGUUGUUAUUUUAGACCUCCCCUGAUUCUGUGGCCGAUUUCUAUUUGCGGUGCUUUUUUCUUUCUUUCUGGUGAGACAAACUUUGAGUACUUUUAUCAGAUCUCUCAAAAUGAAAACUUAAUUUUCCAGAAAAAACCUCAAGUGCAUUCAGAUCGCUUUUGUUUUUUUGUUUUUUUAAACCAAUCUGUUUAUUUGGUUUUAGGUGCCAUACCUAUGACUUUAUUUCUGUCUGUGUCUGUCUGUCUGUCUGUCUGUCUGUGUGUGUGUUUUUAUUCAUUUCUGUAUUUCAGUUCCUGCUAUUUGUAUACUUUUUUUUUAUUACUGUUUUCAGGACAAAUUUACAAGAUGUUUCACAGGCUUAGUCAUUGUGAAUUGGUUUUAAGCUAACAUUUCGGACCAUUUCCGUUCUUUGAAAAUCUUACUUAAAAUGGAGUGAAGGAUUUUUUUCAUGUUUUUGCAUUCAUCUGUAUGACCAAACUUGAAUGGAUUUUUUUCUGUUGAAUAUCUUUCUAUCUUUCUAUCUUUCGUUCUCUUCAAUGUUUUGUACCUGCAGAUUCACUCCUCUCCACUAGCCACUAACUUGCAAAGAAAUCUGGUGUUUGCCUCUGAAAAAAGCCAAUUAAUUUGUGCCUAAAAUGUGCUCUAAAAGAAUAGAAACCGUAUAUGUGAAUGGUGAACCGGCUGUAAAUAUUAGGAACUAAUUGAGAAACUAUUUAUUAAAAGUUUAUUGAUAUUGAA
Danio rerio (zebrafish) is the source of this 3286-nucleotide messenger RNA. It is a transcript of the gene slc71a1-2, whose product is annotated as solute carrier family 71 member 1-2. The record is from RefSeq and is marked provisional. Gene Ontology annotation, biological process: transmembrane transport. Lineage: Eukaryota; Metazoa; Chordata; Actinopteri; Cypriniformes; Danionidae. Gene Ontology annotation, cellular component: membrane. Gene Ontology annotation, molecular function: transmembrane transporter activity.